AUGUCAAUUCAAACUAUUGAUCCGAAUGAAGGUCCAGAUUCGUUGAAAUCUUUAUCGCUGAUUGCAGCUCACUCGCAUAUCACAGGUCUAGGCCUCGAUGAGCAUCUACAGGCGAAGGAGUCAUCGGAAGGAAUGGUAGGGCAGCUGCAAGCUAGACGUGCAGCCGGUGUUCUUUUGAAGAUGGUUCAAAAUGGAACGAUUGCAGGAAGAGCCGUUUUGGUCGCUGGCCCACCUUCCACGGGUAAGACUGCACUGGCCAUGGGUUUGUCGCAGUCUUUAGGCAAGGAUGUGCCUUUUACUGCUAUAGCUGGCUCAGAGAUCUUUUCUUUGGAGUUGAGCAAGACCGAGGCCCUGACGCAAGCGUUCAGAAAAUCUAUCGGUGUGAAGAUUAAGGAGGAAACCGAGCUGAUUGAGGGUGAAGUUGUCGAGAUUCAGAUUGAUAGAUCGAUUACUGGAGGACAUAAGCAGGGGAAGCUAACCAUUAAGACCACUGACAUGGAGACUAUCUAUGAGCUUGGUAAUAAGAUGAUCGACGGGUUGACCAAGGAAAAAGUGCUUGCUGGGGAUGUGAUUUCUAUCGAUAAGGCCAGUGGUAAGAUUACUAAGCUAGGUAGAUCAUUUGCCAGGUCCAGAGACUACGAUGCCAUGGGCGCUGACACGAGGUUUGUGCAAUGUCCAGAAGGUGAGCUACAAAAGAGAAAGACUGCUGUUCAUACCGUCUCGCUGCAUGAGAUCGACGUGAUCAACUCGAGAACACAGGGCUUCCUAGCUCUGUUUACCGGCGACACAGGGGAGAUCAGAUCCGAGGUUAGGGACCAGAUCAACACCAAGGUCGCCGAAUGGAAGGAAGAAGGCAAGGCGGAAAUUGUGCCAGGUGUCCUUUUCAUCGAUGAGGUCCACAUGCUGGACAUCGAGUGCUUUUCGUUUAUCAAUAGGGCUUUGGAGGACGAAUUUGCCCCAAUAAUCAUGAUGGCCACGAACAAAGGCAUCUCCAAGACCAGAGGAACCAAUUACAAAUCUCCACAUGGCCUGCCACUGGAUCUACUGGACAGAUCGAUCAUUAUAACAACCACCAACUACAAUGAACAAGAAAUAAAGACGAUUUUAUCGAUCAGGGCCCAGGAGGAAGAAGUGGAGCUAAGCACUGAGGCACUUGAUCUCCUCACAAAGAUAGGCACAGAGACCAGUCUACGCUACAGUAGCAACUUAAUCUCCGUUGCACAGCAGAUCUCGUUCAAGAGAAAGAGUAACGUAGUCGAUGUGGUCGACGUUAAGAGGGCUUAUUUACUUUUCCUGGACAGCGCACGGUCCGUGAAAUGCAUCCAGGAGAAUGAUACGCAGUAUAUCGAUGACCAAGGGCAUGUGGACAUCUCAAGCGGCAGCCAUGCCGCUCCAAUAGCCACUGGAGGCGAGCCCAUGGACACCACAGAAUGA
Messenger RNA from Torulaspora globosa, 1434 nucleotides. RefSeq names its product RuvB family ATP-dependent DNA helicase reptin (gene RVB2). The record is from RefSeq and is a predicted model, not a curated record. Gene Ontology annotation, molecular function: DNA helicase activity; ATP binding; ATP hydrolysis activity. Bases 1 to 1434 code for a protein of 477 amino acids. NCBI's taxonomy places the organism in Eukaryota, Fungi, Ascomycota, Saccharomycetes, Saccharomycetales, Saccharomycetaceae. Gene Ontology annotation, cellular component: Swr1 complex; Ino80 complex; NuA4 histone acetyltransferase complex. Gene Ontology annotation, biological process: regulation of transcription by RNA polymerase II; box C/D snoRNP assembly; chromatin remodeling. The transcript has a single exon.